CCUGUCAGGGCCGCAGCUCCAAUCCAGCAGAGGGCGACCUGAACAAAAGCACAGCUCUACCGUAAGUGGGGCGUAAAGUGCGCAUGCUAUAGCAGGCAGGAGGAGAAGGAGCUCGGUGGCGACAAUACCAAAACCUACUGAUGUCCCAUUUUAAACUUGUUUCCAAACGCCAAUUAUCCGUUUUUUCACACAUGCAGUUGGUUGCACGUUCUGCAUCCACAGCGGUAUCGGGCGAAUCUCAUUUUAUAGAAAUGCAGAACCCUUGGCACACAGCGGCCCGUAUGCCAGGGAGAGCCCGCUCUACCCAACUCUAGAUCUAUGUGCGCACGUCCCCACGCGCUCCUCGGGGUCAAACGGCCAUCGCUACGCUGUCAGGAAACAGCGCAGAGGCGGAGUUGGGUCGACCAUUUGUUAUUGUUGUUGUUUUUAUCGUCGCUGUCCAUCGUGGUUCCGACCAACCGGGGGGAGAGGGUGUUUUCUCCUCAGCGUUACCUCGAAGAAGUCUCUUCCCCGGGCGACCGAAUGGCAGCGACGGCGGUGAGAGCGGCUGCGGGGGCCCCGGCGUCUUUGUCCCGGUUCAGAGGAGCGCUGGUCGCGGCCGUGCUGGGGGAUUGUGUCGGUGGAGAGUUUGAAGGAGCGGAGGAGGUGCCCAUGGAGAGCGUGCUGCAGCACCUGAGCAACCUGGACGACGAGACCAAAGGGAACGGUAUCCUUGAGUACAGCGAUGACACUGCAAUGGCGCGCUGUGUGGUCCAGUCUCUACUCACUCGUGCUGGCUUUGAUGAGCAGGACAUGGCUCGCAGGUUUGCUAAGGAGUACAGCAUGUCCCCGGGCCGUGGCUAUGGUUCUGGAGUGAUCCAGGUGUUGAAGAAGCUGUUGUCCCCUCAGCUCAGUGACGUGUACCAGCCGGCGAAGGACCAGUUCAAUGGUCGAGGGUCUUUUGGGAACGGGGGAGCCAUGAGGGCGGCGCCCUUUGCGCUGGCUUUCCCCGAACCGGCAGAUGUUAAAAGGUGUGCGUGUCAGGGAGCCAUGCUCACCCACUCCUGCUCUCUGGGCUAUAACGGGGCAGUGCUGCAGGCGCUAGCCGUGCACCUCUCCCUGCAGGGGGCAAUAGACAAGCCCCAGCAGUUCAUCAGCAGACUAAUCACGGAGAUGGAGGAAGUGGAGGACAACAAGGAGACACGCAACGAUGCCAGAAUCCUGAAAGAAGCGGAGAAGCCUUUCUGCGAGCGCCUGCACAGAGUGAGAGACCUGAUGGACAGGAGCAAGGUCAGCAUAGAGGAGGUCAUUUCUGAGCUGGGUAACGGCAUCGCCGCGCUCCACUCGGUCCCCACCGCCAUCUUCUGCGUCCUCCACUGCCUGCAGCCGAGAGAAUUCCUCCCGGCCAACUACGGCGGCCUUGAGAGGACAAUAGCGUACAGCCUGGCCCUAGGAGGGGACACGGACACCAUAGCCUGCAUGGCGGGGGCCAUCGCCGGGGCCCACUACGGCAUCGAGGCCAUUCCACAGUCGUGGAUUAGGUGCUGCGAGGGGGCGGAGGACGCCGACACUGACGCAGAGUGGCUCCACAUGCUGUACUGCCGGUCCUCUCAGGCAGGCGACGCCCGUGGGACGGGGAAGCGGAGCUGCGAAGACGCAUCUGGAAGCCAGUCAAGCGAUUCUAACGGCACGGAGAAGAAAGCUCGAGCCGAGUGAUUCUUUGAGAGAAUUUGGGGGAACUUUUUUUUUUUAGAUGUGCGAGAUGAAAAACUACUCUUGAAACCACACGCACAAAAAUGACAAACUAUCAUUUAAUAAGUACCUUUUCAUUUUUUUCAUAUUUUAGAUAAAGGGUAAGUUAUCUUAACAUUGCAACGGUAUUUAAGUGAUCAAAACAGAUUAUUAUUUUCUGAGACCCCAAAACAUGGAGAAAAAUAAAAAUACUAAAUCUUUCAGGAAACAGCAGAAUAGUAAAGCCAGAAAAAAAUUAGCCAAGAUCAAGAAGCCAAACGGAUGACAGACUGACUGUGAAAACUGUCAUACAGAAAUAUGGUCUGUUUAUGCACACACAGUAACACACGCCCCCCCGCCCCCCCUCUCUGUGAUGAACUGUCCUUUGUCAUUUGAAAGCUGCAUUAUAAAUUGCCCAUGUCUUGUUUUAUCCUUUUGGUGGAUAAGUUAUUUAAUAAACUCUUUUUUUU
This is a messenger RNA of Pungitius pungitius (ninespine stickleback), 2180 nucleotides long. RefSeq names its product ADP-ribosylserine hydrolase (gene adprs). The record is from RefSeq and is a predicted model, not a curated record. Gene Ontology annotation, cellular component: mitochondrion; nucleus. The transcript has 6 exons. The coding region runs from base 319 to 1695 and encodes 458 amino acids. Lineage: Eukaryota; Metazoa; Chordata; Actinopteri; Perciformes; Gasterosteidae.